AUGUCUACAGCAACAUUGUUAUAUUCAAUUCAACAAAAUAUACUUCGAAUUGGUGGUCCAAUAUUAAUAACUAUGGGAAGUAUCAGUUGUAUAUUGAAUUUAAUGGUGUUUACCAAGGAUACUCUACGAAAAAAUCCAUGUACAAUUUGCUUUGUAGCUAUCAAUACCAUUAAUUUCUUAUAUUUUUAUUUGGGUCUUCUUUUUACAACACUUGCAGUUGGUUACAAUAUCGAUCCUAGUGCAAGCAAUAUCGCCUUUUGUCGAUUUCGUUAUUACGUGGCUUUGGUAUUUGCGUGCUGGGAAUCAUCCUGCAUCAUUUUGGCAUCAAUCGAUCGCACAUUAGUCACCUCACCAAAUGCUGGAACACGAAAACUUAGUACACGUCGUUUAAUUGCUACAAAAUUUGAGGAUGCCACGGGAGAUCCAGCAGAAAUGGGCCAAACAAAAGCGGAAAGCGAACAAUAG
Rotaria sordida is the source of this 465-nucleotide messenger RNA. The record is from the annotation of a GenBank genome assembly. Lineage: Eukaryota; Metazoa; Rotifera; Eurotatoria; Philodinida; Philodinidae.